AUGCAGUCCUUCAAAGCACCCGAACUCCUGGAUACCGGGGCCCUGUCCUCCCGUUCGCGCAGCCCCAGUGUCGUCUCCAGCGAUUCGCAGUUCUCUCGAGUCAACCUCAUGUCCCCUCCGUCCGUCACGCCGUCCGCAGCUUUCAUUUCGCCAUCUGCGGCUUCAGAUAUCAUUUCCGCUGACCAGGAAUUCAACGCUGCUGAUUUUGUCGCCGAGGAUGAGGAGACCGGUCUCGUCGCCAGUGCGCUGGUAACCCCGGCUGCGCUCUCGCUCCUGAACGGAUUCCUCGAUAACCUGCUAUUCAACAUUCUCGCCGCUUCAAAGUCGACACAGCUCGCCCGCAUUCGCCCCGCCAUGGCCGAUGUCCUGAAACCUCGACUGGCCAAGGAAGUCGUGGCCGCGGCCGAAGAAGAGUUGAACGAAUACAUGGGUGGACCGGAAGACGAGCAGAAUGAGUUCCGCGGUGGUCAGGAGCCUGCCGGCGAUUUCGAUCUGGUCCGCUCAUGGAAGCUGACCCGCCUACGAUGCAUGGUCUAUACUCGAUUGGGCGAUAUGGAGGAAGACGACGAGGACGAGUUCAUCGCUCAGGAUUGUCUUGGGGAGACCGAUGGGGCACCUCGCAGAUUUACCAGCCACGUUGACAACAUUACCCCAGCGGCCUCUAUUUUCCUUACCUCGAUAAUCGAAUACAUCGGUGAGCGUGCACUCGUCAUUGCCGGCGAGACAGCGCGGUCGCGCUUGUCAGCACAGCUGAACGAUGGCGAGGGUUUCAAUGGAUCUGGCGACGAGCGGAGGAGGAUCGACCGACUUGUAGUGGAAGAUCUAGAUAUGGAGAAGUUGGCUCUGAAUGCGACCUUGGGUCGCUUGUGGCGAACGUGGAGGCAGCGCAGACGCGGAACCACUCUUUCCCGAACACUAUCCCGCGACUCAUUCCGCCGUCGUGGUUAUUCCCUCGCAAACAGCCGAAAGAGCAGCAUUGCGACUAUUGAAGAGCCGGUGACUCCUAAGGAGCCUCUCCCUGUGGAGGCGCCCCCGACUCUCGAUCCGGCCGCCGUUCCCUUGCCAAUGAGCGAUUUCGACGUCCAAGAAAUUGAGGUCCCCGGUUACAAUGGUGAAUUGGAAGGAGAGGUGCAGACUAUGCAGGCGAUGGUUGCCCACAAGGUGCGACCACGCAGUUUAAUGGUAUUUUCAUCGCCAUCCCUUGUGCAGAAACCGUCUGGUUCAGCGAACAGCUCGCCCGUGAGCGCGUCAGCUCUUGAACCCGGCAAAUCAGCCCGUCAUGCUCGCGCGAGGUCUCUACCCAACAAUGAAUCGUCCGUUCCCAACUCUGUUGAGGAUGAGCCAGAGUCGCCAACAGACCAACCAUCUCCAACGCCGUCUGAGAAGAAGCAACUCGAGACUAUGUACGAGGAUGACGAAUCCGCAGAAUAUGUGGAUGCAGCCGAAACUGCUACCCCUGGCAUCGCUAUCACGACAGAACACGAAGAGAUCCUGCCCCUCGAACCCGCAACAGAAGGUUCCGAACAUGCGAGAAUGUCGAUCCUGCAUGAGGAGGAGGAGGAGGCGCCCAUGGCAGUCAACGAGAUGAUUGCAUCUUUGCGCGCUAGCGCCCAAGAUGAUGACUCUGUGACCGAUCAAUCCAAUAGUGCUCGCGUCUCUGUUGCAUCCUUGGGUGAUCGACCGAAUCAGAAAGAUCCAGAGGUUAUCGAGGGUGUUGGUUUGUGCGAAAAGCCGAAACUGACUUCGACGAUACAUCGGCCGAAACGCCAACCCUCUAGGGAUACCAAUUUACUGAAUGCAAGGUCGAUCUCUCCUCAAACUAGCGACUCUGAAAUGCAAGCCGUUGAGGAGAAUCAGCCUCCAAGGCAAGGGGUAGAGACCACGCCGGCUCCGUCCGCACCCCCCAUCGAGGCUGUCACAUCUUCUACUGAUCGUGAUGCGACCAAUGAUGGUCGGAAUAAUACAAUCAUGACCACCACACCUCCAACUCGGUCUUUGGAGGAAGACACUGCUGUGGAAAAUCGUCGUAAAUCCUACGCACCUUCCGAUAUCUCUCGUCCGACUUCCGUUUCAAGCGGUUCGCAAAAAUCAAAGCCCCGCCAUAGACCUGCUCCUUUGGAAGUUGUAUCCAACAACCGAAUUUCUUCCGCCUCUGCCAUUGAACGAGCUGCGGUUCAGCGUAUGCCUGGGCCGUCGGUGGCUUCACCGGUCAACAGCAAAUCUCGUCGAUCUGGGAGCUUCAGUAGUGCUCGUGACAGCAGGCGACCAGUGACCGCUGGCUCAGCAACAUCGCAGGUCUCAACCAAGUUGAAGGGCCUCAUCGCUCGACCACAGGGUGAAUCCGGUUCGCUUCGCAUGCGCAGCUCAUCUGAAACCAGUCGCGGAUCUGGCGGCAGUGGAGAUUCUACCGAGAACGAGGUUGCCGAUCUGGACAAGCUGAUCAACAGUGACGAGACCAUUCACUACACUCUUACUCCCCGCAGUGUGAGGGAGAUGACCUUCCCUGAACCGUCAAACAAAAAAGCUUCUCGAUCAGAGACGGCGGACACCUCAGAUCCUGCUGAUUCCGUCAAGACCACCGCCCCCCCAAUUGAAGAGAAGCACCGUCCUCAGGCUUCGGUUUCCUCGAAGGCAACUGGAGAGAUGACUCUAAUCUCCCGUACCAGAUCAAUCGAGUCACCCAAGCCCGUCCCGCUUACGACGCGCAUGACUAACAUAUCGUCAAGUAACGUCUCAAUGGCGUCGAGGUCUUCUAGCAGGAUUGGUCAAGCGCGCGACGCAAGAGUUGCGGCCUCAGAUUCCACGCGUGACUUUGCGGAGUUUAUGAGAUCUACUGGCCCUGCUGUGCCGUACGAGAGUAAGCCUUUUAUCCCUGCCGAGAGCACGAAGCCCGUGAGGUCCCCAUCCAGUCUCUCCACAACCACCCGGGGAAACAAGCCCAAACUUCAAGCUCGUUCUGCGGAGACGAAGGGUUCGCAAACAUCGGACCUCAUCGACUUCAUUCGCGAGGGACCUCCUAUGCCGGCUGGUGCUCACCGAAUUCCUCGGACGGUGGCACCGUUCCGCAACACCAUCGAUUCGGACGAGAUGCCGAUGGGCAACACCACCUCGAGCUCUAUUGCUAGCACCCGUACCGGAUCUACACCCAAAGAGUCAUCAACAUCUCUUGGCUCGCGGACUGCGUUGCUGGAUUCAAACAAGGCCACGGCAUCAGGAAGCGCCACGGCCUACGAGGAUCCCAAGCCUGUGCGGAAGCAACGCCGUGUUCCAGAUCCCUACGCUAUUGAUGAUGAUGACGAUGACGCGCUGUUGGAAGAGCUCUUGGAAAUGGAAGAGAAUCCCAAGCCCAAACGCGAAGAGGAGAGCCUGAUGGAUUUCCUUCGCAGUGCCCCUCCCCUCCUGCCUCUGAAGAAGCUCCCCAGCCCUUUGUUUUGA
Messenger RNA from Penicillium bovifimosum, 3435 nucleotides. RefSeq lists its product as uncharacterized. The record is from RefSeq and is a predicted model, not a curated record. The transcript has a single exon. NCBI's taxonomy places the organism in Eukaryota, Fungi, Ascomycota, Eurotiomycetes, Eurotiales, Aspergillaceae. Bases 1 to 3435 code for a protein of 1144 amino acids.